Molecule: messenger RNA, 8126 nt
Organism: Chlamydomonas reinhardtii
Lineage: Eukaryota; Viridiplantae; Chlorophyta; Chlorophyceae; Chlamydomonadales; Chlamydomonadaceae
Exons: 8
Coding region: 308-5881 (1857 amino acids)
Molecular function (GO): protein binding
Source: RefSeq, a predicted model, not a curated record
AGUCCCCCUAGGAGCGUGCAUUUAUGCUGCAACAUUGACAAUUUUAGGGGGCCAAAGUUGCUGCGCACUCUACUCAAACGCUUGACCGCGGGCCUGCUAAACACAGGGCUGAGUCCCCAGGAACUUCACUUUGUAAUAAUUAUUUAGUUAAAUAGCGCGUUGGCCGGCUGUGGUUCCUGGACCGGAGAAAGCGGGGGGCCUGAGGCCCCCUUCGAGGCGCUCGAAAUGGACACUGGCUGUGCAGCUUCAACAUGUGGCCUCUAUGGGAACGAAUGGCUAGGCUAAGGAGGCUCGGCGUCGCGGUUGUAUGCGGCGAUUGUUGCGCCUGCUGCUAUACAUAGCAGCAGGCGUCGCAACCUUCCGGGGCGCUGGGGCGAGCUUCUUUGAGAGCAAUGCCUUGUGCGGCCACACCGGCGUGGAGGACUUUGUCCACUUUGACGCAAGUCCAGAGCUCCAGAUUGAACCCUCGCUAGGAGUUUGCGGGUGGGGCUUCAACAGCCUGCUCGGCCUACUGCCGCGCGUGGAUUUGUGCAUUUCCUGCACGUUCACGCCAGCAGAAAAGCCGACAUGUCGAGGAGGCACCACAAUUGUUCGGGAACCGGUGUGGCACCUAGCGAAUCGGACGGACUGCGAGUUCCAAGGCUGCUGGUUUGGCGACGGAACAUGUGCGAAUGCGGGAACGGUCGAGUCGGUGGCGCUCUGCGCAGACGGCUCGCCCAACCCCAAAUGCUGCCCCUUUAAAAAGUACUUCCGCUGCUGCCGGGCGCUCAGCUGCAUGCAGCGCAGCACGCCCGCCGGCAAGUGCGUUGUGCGGGAGAAAGACCUCUUGCCGGGGCAGCAGUUUGUGGGGCGUGUGUUCGCCGUGCCCGCCGCCUCCACCGACUGCUACGCCUACUCCUUCGACACGACGCGCGUGUGCGGCUCCGACCGCGCCUUCCCGGCUGGCAGCGUGUACGAUGCGUGUGAGACGCGCGCCGUCAGCCGCGACGCGGACGGCUGUGCCAAGCUACCGGGCUACACGUUUUACCGCGGCUGGGCGUUGCCGCCGGAGGAGGCCACCAGCUGGCGCGUGGACGACGGCACGCAGUGGGACAAGGUGGCGGGCGGCAUGGCCGCCAAGGCCGCGGCCGCGCGCGAUAUGCCGCUCAUGGCGGGGCGCUGCAGCGCGCUGGGCUCGUGUGUGGCGUUCGUGAGCAGCGGCAACAGCACGGACCUUCUGUACCAGCUGCCGGCGCGCAGCCACUGGCGGCUGACGGCGCCGGACGCGGACUACUGCGCCGGCAUCUACGCCAAGGAGCCGCCGCCCGACUCGUGCCCGCGCAUCCCGGGCUACUUGUUCACGCCGCUGCACACGCUGGACGCCAACGCGUCCACGUCAGCAGCAGGCAGCGCCACUAGCAGCAGCACCAGCAGCGGCGGCAGCGGCAGCUUCAUCACGAUUGCGGGCUCGGGGCCGUGCGCCGACUGCGCCGACAACUCGGCGCUGGCGCUGCGCUGCGAGGCCUACGGCUCCGCCUGCGCCGGCUUCAGCAACUACCACGGCCUCAUCGUCAGCGCAGGCAGCGGCAGCGACGGCAGCUCGCCGGCGCUGCUGACGGACGCGCCGCUGGCGCAGUUCACCAGCACGCCGUGCGUGGGCAUGUUCUCGCGCACGGGCCGCGCCUUCCCGGCCGAGGUGGAGGAGUUGGACCGGCUGCUGUGCGGGCAGCUGGUGUACUGCACCGGGCAGCUGCGCUACCACGCUGCCGGCGUGCAGGCCAGCGGGAUUAGCAGUUCCGGCAGCAGCAGUAGCGGGGGGAGCAGCGGGGGCAGUAGCUACUACGUGGACAUUGCAGUUGACGUGCUGACGGACUUCGCGCUGCCGCGGCAGCUGCUGGACGCCUCUGGCGGCGGCUUCAAGUCGCUGCCGGCGGUGCGCUCGCUGACGGUGCGCUGCGGCGGCGGCUCGGGGCUGCUGGGCUCGCGCUUCCCGCUGGGGCUGGCGGCGCUUCUGCCGUUCCUGCGGGAGCUGCGGCUCAGCGGCUGCCGCCUGGGCGGCCAGCUGCCGGACGAGCUGGCCAGCCUCAAGUACCUGCGCGUGCUGGACCUAAGCGACAACGGGCUCAGCGGGCCGCUGCCGGAGUCCUGGGCCAACAUGACGCUGGGCUACCUCAACCUCAGCCGCAACGCGCUCACGGGCGGCGUGCCGCUGUCCUGGCGCCGCCUCAUAACGCCGCCCGCCGCCGCGCCGCUGCCGCCGCCCAGCCCGCCGCCGCCCCGCUCGCCGCCAGACUCGCUGACGGCGGCGGUGGCGCUGGCGGCUUCUGGGACGGGCGGGAUGGCGGCGGGGACGCCGGCGUCCACGCCCAUCUCCACUCUGGCCACGGCGGCGGCGUUGCUGGUGGCAGACCUGUCGUACAACCAGCUGGAGGGCGCCGUACAGCACGAUUACGUGUACAGCAGCUGCGUGGAUGGCGAGAUGCGGAUGAGCCUGGCCGGCACCGCUCCGCCGGGGGCGCUGGUGGACGCACUGGGGUCGGGCGGGCGGCCCACGUUCCUGCUGCACGGCAACCCCGGUGUGGCGGCGUGGGCGGGGGCGUACCAGUACGCGGCGGCGGACGUGGAUGCUCUGGAAGGCGGUGGCAUCAACAUGUGCGGCGCCAAUGGGUACAAGGUGGCGCUGGGCGUGCUGUGGGGCGUGUUCGGUGCGCUGCUGCUGCUGGUCGUCGGCAUUGCCGUGUACGGCGCCGUGCGGGAGUCCCGGCGGCAGCAGCGCCUGGGCGGCGGCGGCGGCGGCAGUGGCCGCUUCGGCUUCAUGUCUGACCACGACCGGCACCGGCAGCACCCCUUCCCGCCGCGCGCCUCCGACCAGGACGGCGACGGCCAUGCCCUCGACACGGAUGACGACGGCACCGUGCCCAACAGCCCCAGCGCGGCGCACAUGGCGGACAGCCCGGGCCGCGCGCCGCGCGGCAUUGGUGGUGCCGGCGUGGGCGGUGGGAACGACGACGAGGAUGAUGACGACGACGGCAGCGGCGGCCGGCGCGGCGCAGUAGCAGUGGUGUCCAGCAGCGCCACCGCAUCCGCGGCGGCCGCGGCCGCGGCGCGCUGCGGCGCGCGCGGGCGCGGGCUGUGGGCGACGGCGGGCGGCGCGCUGCAGCGGCUGUGGGGCAAGCGCUGGUUCCGGCGGCUGGUGCUGCUGGUGCGAGUGGCGUACCUGGUAGCAGACGUGGCGCUGGACGUGGCGGUGACGGUGUGGCUGUACUCGGACGGCGCCAGCAGCAGCAGCGCCGUGUGCCUGGCGUUCAUCGUCAUCACGCAGGGAGUCAUCGGCAUUGCGCUGCUUGCGUCGCUGUCGCACCAUUUCUUCGCCAGCCGCACGCUGGUGCUGCUGCUCAGCCCGCUGCUGUUGGUGCUGAUGCCGGUGGUGGGGCCGGUGCUGGCGGUCGCAAACAUCCGCAACUCGGACGUGCCGUUGGUGUUCUGGAGGUACCUGGAGCUGGUGGAGUUCUGUGUGGCGCUGCUGCAGGCGCCCGCCGAGUCGGUGACGCAGUCGGUGGUGUACGCGCAGCAGAACCUCAUGGGCAACGGCAUGUACAUGAACCACGCCCUUUUCAUAGCCUCCAUCGUCUUCUCCCUAGGCGACAUGGUCAUCGCCGCCGCCAAGCUGUGCAGGUACAAGCGCGGCCCGCUGCGGCGUGUGCAGGUGGCCCUGACGCACCUGGACAAGGUGCGGGACCCGGCCGACUACCGCACCCGCCUCAUGGCCGACUACGGGCCGCACGCCGGGUCGGGCGGCGCGCUGGGCAGAUACGAGCCCACUGCCAGCCACCUCGCCACGCCGCUCACCGGCGGUGCAGGCGGCGGCGGUGCAGAGUCAGCGGGAGGUGGCGGAGGCGGUAGCGCUAUGUUUGGGCUUGGCGGGAAGGGCCGGCAGGGCGGCGGCGGGACGUCUGGGUCCGACAUGUUCGGACUGGGGCCUCCCGGGGCCUCAGGCGGCAGCGGGUUACUGGAGCUGCAGCCGGCGGAGGGAGCUGGCGAGGGCGUCGGUGCCGCGACGGCGGCGGCCGCUGCGGUCUCGGCCGCUGCGUCAGCAGCGGUGGCGGCGGCCACCUCGGGUAGCGGUGGCGGCAUGUCGCCCAUGGGCUUCACGCCCACGUCUUCCCGCUUCCGGCCGCCCUCACUGUUGCAGCCAUCGACAUCGCAGCGGGCUGGCGGCGGCGGUAAUAGCAGCGGCGGCAUGCCGUCGACGCCAAGUCGGUUAGGCACUGGGCAGCAGCCGCCGGGCAACACACGGCUGGCGCCCAUGUCGUUAUCGGGGCAACUGCCGUUGAAGCCCAUGCUGCCUUCCUUGCCAAUAACGCCAGGCCGGCCAGGGGGUGACGGGUCUGCGCCAGCCACAGGAUCCGGCGCGAACCCAGCGGACCCGGCUGGCGGCGACGUGGCAGCAAUGUGGGGUGGCGCCGGCGCGCUAGUGCUGGCGGCAGGGGCGGUAGGCGCCAGCGGCGCCGGCGGCUCGUUGGAACGCAGAUCGCGGAGUGUGCCAGCGGAGGGCGGCAGCUUGGGAGGCGGCCCGCCGCUGCACGUGAUGGCGCCGCUGGCGGGCUCCUUCUCUGCCGACGCGUCGUUGGCUGGUGCAGGGCAACCCCCGCACCAUCACCAUCACCACCCGCCGCUGACGUCUUCGACGUCUUGGGCGCCUAUGCAGACGCCGCCGAGCAUGGCGGCACGCAACCGGCGGAACAGCGGCAGCGCGGGUGGCGGCAGUGGCAGCGGCGGGCUGCCGCCGCCGCACCCGGGGCAUCCAACUGCCUCGGCGACGGCGUCUUCCAUAUCGUUGCAAGCCUCCGGUCUGCCCGCCGCAGCGUCUUCGUCCGCCGCCGGCGCGGCUGCUGCCAGCACCAGCACCGCCUCCACAGCCGCCUCGCCCUACCAGCCGCAGUUCGCCUCCACGUACCAGAACCCGCACUUCGCCACCACCUACCAGAACCCCCAUUUCUCACAGAUCGACUCGGCAGAGGCACGCUAUCUAGCUGCCGCAGCCGCUUCCGCUGCAGCCGCGCUCAGUGACGCCGCCAGCAGCGACGGCACCGGCGGCGGCGGCGCGGGCAGCGGCUCCCAUCAGCGCUUGUCCACGUUGUCAUCCGCACCAGCUGCGGCAGCAGGCGGCGGAUACGGACAACGGCCGGGCUCUUCCAACGGGACAGGUGCCAGGCCGCUUGGCGGGAACACGUCCAUACCGGAGCCGGCAUCGCUCGGGGGCGCCAGCCCACCGGGGGCCGCGAGGCAGGGCCAAUGGCCCGGCCAGCGCAGCACUGGCGGCGGCGGCGGCUCGCCUCUUGGCCCCGGCGUUGUUCUCGGCGGCAGCGGAGGCGCAGGGCCGCCGCGGCCAUUCUUUGGCGGCGCGGGGAUGGGCAGCGCAACUCCUGGCAGCUAUGGCGCGAGCGGCAGCGUGAGUCGCAGCAUGAGCCCGCUGAGAGGCGUGGCGGCGACGGCGGCGGCGGACGCGGCGACGCGCAGCGGCAGCGCCUCGCCGGCACGGCGGCGCGAGGGGCUGCUGGGCCUCAGCAUUGCUGUGCCGCCCAGCCCCGGUAGCGAGGCGGAGGUGACUGUAGUCCGCAUGCAGAGCUCGGCCUUGACACCCGAGGGCAACACGGGCGGGCUGCGACACCUGAGCCCCGCCUCGGCGUCUGUGCCCAUGUCUGUGUCCAGCCAUGGCGGCACGCCCUCCGUCGCGAGGUCGGGGCCGCACCCGCUGGCUGCCGCCUCCACGACUUCAGCGCCCGUGCCAGCAGCGGCGGCACUAGCGCUAGCAGCGGCGGCGCAGCAGCAGCAGCAGCAGCAGCAACAGCAGCACGAAGAAGGGUCGGGCCGGGGGCCAUCCGACUUCAUGUCUGGAUGACUCCGCCGCAGGAGGGGGAGCGGAGCGCGUUCAUCGCACUCGCAGUCGCCGGAGGAAGAGCCGCCGCCGCACCUGCAGCAGCAGGUGUAGCCCCGCGCAGCAAUGGUGCGGGGGCCAAUGAUGCAGCGCCUUGAAGACAGGCAUGGCAGAAGCAGCAGCAACACCACCGGUGGCAGUAGCAACAGCAGCACACGCAGUCAACGGACGCAGCAGCAGUAGCAGCAGCUGCCUCCGACACGUCACGCGCUUCGCUCCCGGGCGCGACCCCUCCUCUCGGCCGUAUGACCCUCAGCUUGACUCCGACCGGGGCGCCCUUCCCUCGUUGCGCCCAUCCCAAAUUGCAGCAGCCUUCCGCACGCACCAUGGCACACAAGUUGCCACGCGCAUACUUCACAAGUUUGGGUUGUGAAUCUUAGCUGGGCUCCCGUGGCGUGCACACCGCGGUGUGGCCGCCGAGGAGCACCGGCGCCGCCCAGUUCCAGAUCGUUCGCGCAUUGCGAUGGCACUGUGCUAACCGCUGGUUGUCGCCUCCCUGCCGCAUGCUGUGGUGGACUGGUGACGAUUUGCGGAAAGCACAGCGCACCGCAAUCGCGUGCGCUCGUUUCAUGCCUGCAUUUCACUUGCGUGUGGAGGGUCUGCUUUGGGGCGCCCCUGGCAGCGGUCUGAUCGGACGUGACCAUUGCAUAUGCGACUGUGACUGACGUGACGUGAAGCCUAUGUGUGUGUGUGGUGCGUUAAUGGUGCGCGCUGCUGCUGCGGCCACGUAUGCCACGUCAGAGCUACCGGGGCUGCCUUGCCGUGACUAUCCUGUUUAUAAUCGGACGAUUCAGGCCAUCGAACCUUUGAGCACGUAGCGACAUGGUGUGCACAGUUCAUGGUUGUGCGUGUCUAAGGCACGCCAUGCGGACAGCGAUCCGUCGGGCUGGCCGACCUGCAUUCGCUGUCUGUGGGCCAGGCUACGGGUCUAGCGUCUACGCGUGUGUGUGCGCAUGUACGCCCUCGCAGCGGGUAAGCCUGUUCUUGUGACGCCGCCUGUCCCGCUGCGGCCUUGCGGCUACCGACGAGGAGGAUGGCUUGAGCAUGGCUUGUGACCAAUGCGGCAAGAGAUAUGCGAUGGCGAUGAGUAUCGUGGAAUGGUGCCUGAAACAAGGCACCGCAGAAGUUGAGGGAACCUCUCUUGAUUUUGCCCCAUGCGUGCUGUCUAAAAAUUCAUGUCCGUCGCGUGGGUACUACGUGAACCCAAAUGCGUGCGUGAGUGGCGUGUUUACAAUAGACAAAACCCGGCGGGGCGUGCACGUGUGUUGUGUGCGCGCGACAUGUGUUGCGUCCACAUCUUGUCAUCUGUCAUGCACUAUUGAUGCGUUGGGGUUUUACCAGGGUGUUAUAUUUAAGCAGUGGAUCGGUACCGUUUACGCAUGCUUGCCAGCUACCGCGGUAUGGCGGCGGUCGUUACAGGAGGGGGACGGGGCAACGUGUUACAAACAUGGGUCGCAUGGCCGCCCGCCACUGCAGCAACAGCAGUGAAGGCAUUCAUUCCCCAUCUCAUCGGUUCUCGGCUCCGCAUCAAGUCGACUGCGAAGCGGCUGCAACGCCCGCUGUUGUGCUGAGCUCGUUGUGUUGAGGUCAGAUGGAUGUUAUGCCGCAUCCUCGUGGUGUGGUGUGGACUGCGUGGUGCGCACGCAAGCACCCGAACUUGCCGGGCGGAUGGCGGACCCUGAAGGCUGGGAGAGCUUUCAGGAGUGGCGAGGCUGUGGCCAUAGGUCGGCAGGCGCACCUGGGUGCGGGCUGUGUGUGGCGGUUACGUGGUAAGCAUUACAUGGCUAGACUAUUGGGGCCGGCGUAGUCGCAUCCGACCGUGGCUUGACCCUACUCUUCAUGCAGUUCAUCAAGACCAAAGCGCCUCUCUCUCUUUCUCUUACUUGGGCGGUCACCUGUGCCAGAACAAUAAAGUAUUGCGGGGUGUGAUUGUGAGGCCUCGUCUGGUGGAACUGGUCUUGCCGUGCUUGCUGGGCUCGGUAUUGGAUUGGGCCGGAAAGGCUUGAUCAUCCCGAUUGCGUCUUCGUUGGCAUGCUCAUCCCCAUAAUGCGUGUGUCAGAUGAGGGCGGCGGUAGAAAGGUUACGUAGGCCAUGCAAUGGGCGCAUCACGCAAAGCAGUGUCGAGAGCAGGAGUAGGAGCAGUGCGUGUGCUGGUGUGCAUUGUGGGGGAGUGAGGGGGUUCGGCAUCACCGUGUAACCCCAUCCCCGA